AGAAGAAGAAGACGAUUCGAAGGUGAUUCACACCCCUGACUCGGUGGCAGUAGCACAUGGAGUGAGGAUUGGAUCUGCUUGUCUACACACUUCUUUGUCAGCCAGCUCUCCUCUCUUGUUUUGAGCCGCGGCUGCUCCAGCGCAGGACCUCUUGAGAAGCUGCGCGGCUCUGCAGACUUUUAAACCCGUGGAUGCGUGACCUGGUGACGUCUUUUCCGGCGCCUCCCCGGUCCUGUGGAAGGCAGACCCGUUCAGACACUGAGGGAGAGGAGACAGGAGGUCAGGCACUGCUUUGGAGGCACCACAAAGAAACUUCAUGCAAGGCAAGGAUCAAAGAUGCAGUCUGAUAGCAUUAAAGAGGAGGUGCUGGAUGUGAUACCUGUCCAAAUUAAAGAGGAGGCCUCUGAACUGGAGCCUGUCCACAUUAAAGAGAUCUCUGAACUGGAGCCUGUCCACAUUAAAGAGAUCUCUGAACUGGAGCCUGUCCACAUUAAAGAGGAGGCCUCUGAACUGGAGCCUGUCCACAUUAAAGAGAUCUCUGAACUGGAGCCUGUCCACAUUAAAGAGAUCUCUGAACUGGAGCCUGUCCACAUUAAAGAGAUCUCUGAACUGGAGCUUGUCCACAUUAAAGAGGAGGCCUCUGAACUGGAGCCUGUCCACAUUAAAGAGAUCUCUGAACUGGAGCUUGUCCACAUUAAAGAGGAGGCCUCUGAACUGGAGCCUGUCCACAUUAAAGAGAUCUCUGAACUGGAGCCUGUCCACAUUAAAGAGAUCUCUGAACUGGAGCCUGUCCACAUUAAAGAGAUCUCUGAACUGGAGCCUGUCCACAUUAAAGAGAUCUCUGAACUGGAGCCUGUCCUCAUUAAAGAGAUCUCUGAACUGGAGCCUGUCCAAAUUAAAGAGGAGGCCUCUGAACUGGAGCCUGUCCACAUUAAAGAGAUCUCUGAACUGGGCUGGGUGCCAGUUACAGAACCGUACACAGAUUACAGUCCCCCAACGUUUGAUUUUGCACCGGAGCAUCCAGAUAUACACCCUGCCGUGGAAAGUUUGAGUUCGUCACUGGAAUGCUUCCAAGCGUUUCUGCCUGAGAAAGUGAUCUCCUUCCUUUGCACUUGCACCAACAAACGCGCAGCUGAGUACUUCACAAGCAAGCCAGAUAAACAGAGGAAGGCCUUCGGACUGAAGUGGCGCGAUGUGCUACCUGAUGAGAUGUACGUUUUUCUUGCUCUUGUGUUCUUGAUGGGCAUAAACCAGCUACCAUGCAUGGCCGCCUACUGGUCACAGAGCAUUUUAAUGCGAGGCCCCCCUGUCUUCUGUAAAGAAGUCAUGAGCAGAAACCGCUUUCUGAGCAUCAUGAAGUUUUUGCGUUUCUCUGAACCGGAUCAGGUACGAAAGGGCCAGCCGCGUACCAGACUGGAGCCGUUCCUGUCCAUGAUCAGAAAGACGUCAAUGGAAUCGAUCGACCCGGGACAGCAUGUCGCCAUUAAUGAGGUGCUCGCCCUGCGGAAAUAUAUCAAAAUGAAAAGGACUCGAUCCGGAAUGAAACUGUUCUGCCUGUGUCCCGGUGAUCAGAGGCUAAGGGGUUACACAUGGGAUUUUCAAAUACGCAUCGACCGGGAUGAAGACGACGUUGUCUCGCGUUACCCAGGGGCAAGCGAACUGGGCGCACCCGAGAGGAUUGUUGUGUGUCUGGCAGAUCGUGUGCUAAAUCAAGGGCGUCACAUUGUUGUCGGCAGUUGGCACGUGUCCGCCAGGCUCGCUUCAUUCCUGCUUACCCAGAAGACACACGUCACUGGGAGUGUUCGAUUGGAUGUGGGGGUGCCAAAGGAAGCUGUAGAAGAAAAACUCGACAAAGGAGAGACGCGUUUUGUUAGAAACCGUGACUUGCUGCUGGUUAGGUGGCGGGAUAAGGCAGAUGUAAAUAUUCUGACUACCAAGUAUGCAGCUGGAUUUGUUCAAAAGACCCGUGUCCUAACCGGGGGAGCAAGGGUGGGUUACAGCAAGCCAUUCCACAUCGAAAAAUACAGUGCGCUGCUGGGAGCGGUGGGUGCCUGCGAUCAGGAUUUGGAGACGUACGACCCUUGCAGAAAAUCUCUGGUCUGGUUCAAAAAGCUAGGCAUCCACUUCAUCGCACGGAUGAUGCUGAAUGGUCGAGUCUUGUACCAGCUGCGCAUGGGGAAGGGGAAGAAGCCCUACUUGGAGUACCUCUUGCAGUGCUGCGAUGAAAUGCUUACGAAGCACAGCGCCGGAUACGCGGGCUUGAAGCAGCUUUCCACCGCAAGAGAACGUCCCGCGACGCCUGCAGCGGACGCUCCCCUACACGCGUUCGUUUCGAUUCCUCCCACGCAGGCUAAACGGAGGCCACAGAAAAGGUGCAGGGUCUGCUAUGAAAACCAAACCCGAAAGGAUACGAGGAAAAUGUGCAGCGGCUGCCGUGGCAACCCCGGAUUCUGCUGCAUCGAUCAUUUCAAUGAUUGGCACAGAGUGACUCGGUGAUCAUGAACGCAAACGUUUUGUUCUGUGAAUGCAAACAAGAUUCCCAGUUGGCACAUUUUUUUUUUUUAUAUUGUAGCAGGGCUGGAGACCUGGCCAUAAGGAGGGGGCUUCUAUGAUCUAUGAUUAUUUGUUGUAAGUAAGAGUGUUGGGAUUGUAUAAAUAAGAAUGGGAUUGGUUUUAAUGGGGAACCUGAUGCUGUGUGUGUAGCAGCCUGCCUGCUGUGUUUGGUUGUGGGAACGAGCUGUGCGUGUGUGUGCGUGUGCGUGUGCGUGUGCGUGUGUGUGUUAAGCAGCUGCGCACUCCUAAUCAGCAGGUGGGCGUGGUCCAGCAGAGCGUCAGGAUUAAAAGGGUCCUGAUUAUACAGAUCACGGCUGCUGAAAAGCCGUAGGGCGCAGAGCGCUGCUGCUGUCAAGGGACAAGGGGCUAGUUUCUGGAUAGCAGACACGUGUAGCAGCGGGAUCUGCACGGCACCAUUUUGUUUUUAGUUUUUGUACAGUGUUCAUUUUGCCUUUUGUACGCCGGGCCGUAUGUCCCACGUGAGCCACCAUUACUGGCAGUGUGACGUGAGGUUGUGUAUGUACUGUAUGUAAAUAAACCUGCACGCCUGCCGGGCAUGUCAGUCCCAACCUUCCAGUCUCGGUCUCCUGUCAAUCACGCAUCCACAUCAUCAUCGCAGCAGUCCCCUGUUGACACACACAUUAUAUAGAAACCAUAGCAACAGGAAAGAAGAUCACUGAUUGGUUAGAGAGGAUGACAAGGCAUAGCAAUCCCCCACUAGCAAAAGACAAUGUGAGAGUGAAGUUUCCUUUUCUGUUUGCUUAUUUUUCAGCAUUAUUUUACAACGAAAUUACAUAACAGUAAUAGAAACAUUAUAGUCACGUUAAAAGUUGCGGCAA
Molecule: messenger RNA, 3392 nt
Organism: Acipenser ruthenus (sterlet)
Lineage: Eukaryota; Metazoa; Chordata; Actinopteri; Acipenseriformes; Acipenseridae
Product: piggyBac transposable element-derived protein 4-like
Exons: 3
Coding region: 337-2496 (719 amino acids)
Source: RefSeq, a predicted model, not a curated record